Molecule: messenger RNA, 1237 nt
Organism: Sinocyclocheilus anshuiensis
Lineage: Eukaryota; Metazoa; Chordata; Actinopteri; Cypriniformes; Cyprinidae
Product: GRAM domain-containing protein 1B-like
Exons: 6
Biological process (GO): intracellular sterol transport
Cellular component (GO): endoplasmic reticulum membrane; endoplasmic reticulum-plasma membrane contact site; plasma membrane
Molecular function (GO): cholesterol binding; cholesterol transfer activity
Source: RefSeq, a predicted model, not a curated record
UUGCCUCUGGAUAUUUCUAGGACAACAGUCUCACAGUUUUGUUUUUCUUGCCAGAAUUUAUUUUUUCAUGCAAAUGUUCCUAUUAGAUAACCGUAUUGGAAAACCUUCAUGAACCAUUUGGAUCCGAAACAUUGUAAAGUGGCAACGUUCCUGUUAUUGGCUGGAUCUGAAACUGCUUCUUGUAUUUUGUAAAUUUAGUGGAUCAGCAGGAGUAAACUCUAAAACAAGAAGAGAGCAGCUGCAAGGAACAUUUCCAUUUCGAGAGCGUCAGGUGAUCAAUUCCAAGGAACGAACAUUGCUACAUGUUACCACUAACUGUCCUCUGUGUCUUGUUAAAAAUUGGACUCAUUUCCUGAGGAAAACAUACUCCAUUUUCAAGAGCGAUGUGUGUCUAUCAAUGUGAGGAGUUCUCCUGCUGUCUGUAGAGGAUUGUUUGGCUGGCGUUGAGGUGCUGAGACUCACUUAAACAACAGAAUAAGUAACGCUAAUAAGUUGCUGAGGUUACUCCAGGUCAUUUCAGAGUGUGGCCUGGUGAAGCUGGACUGGAGGUCAGCACAUAUGCUGUGAAGCUUUGCACCACUGUCAGGAGCUGAGACAAUAAGUGGCAAAGUCUCCACAACUGGACAAGAGCGAUGGAAAUCCUCAGUUUUGAGGCGGAGACUGAUUGGCUCUACGACUGGGAGGCAGUCCAACAGCCCGAAGUGCCCCCGUGUGAUUGGACGGACUGGGACUUAGAUUUCGAGAGCGUUCCUGCUGUUUUGAGCCCCACAUACAAACAGCGAAAUGAAGACUUCAGGAAGCUCUUUAAGCAGCUUCCCGACACAGAGCGCCUGAUUGUGGACUACUCCUGUGCCCUGCAGAGAGAUAUCCUCCUGCAGGGUCGCCUCUACCUCUCCGAAAACUGGAUCUGUUUCUAUAGCAACAUAUUCCGCUGGGAAACGCUGCUGACUGUGAGGUUGAAAGAUGUUUGCUCCAUGACGAAAGAGAAGACGGCUAGACUCAUUCCCAAUGCCAUCCAGCUGUGUACAGACAGUGAAAAGCACUUUUUUACCUCAUUCGGGGCAAGAGAUCGGACAUACAUGAUGAUGUUCAGACUCUGGCAAAAUGCUCUUCUGGACAAGCCAUUGUGUCCCAAAGAGCUGUGGCACUUUGUCCAUCAGUGUUAUGGGAAUGAACUGGGUCUAACCAGUGAUGAUGAGGAUUACGUACCUCCUGAUGACGACUUCAACACCAUGGG